Messenger RNA from Penaeus vannamei (Pacific white shrimp), 120 nucleotides. Lineage: Eukaryota; Metazoa; Arthropoda; Malacostraca; Decapoda; Penaeidae. The record is from RefSeq and is a predicted model, not a curated record.
GGAGGGAGGGAGGAGGGAGGGAGGAGGGAGGGAGAGAGGGAGAGAGGGAAAAGGAGAGACGAGGAGGAUGAUUAUGAUGAUGAUGAUGAUGAUAUGUCACCAUAUCAAUUCUCCAAUUAA